AAUGCUGGUAAAAAGGAGACUUCCGGUGGAGGAAGAGAAAUACGUGAAAGAAACCGUCAUUCAGUUCUUACCUUUGUUUUAGCGUCUCAGGUCUCGGAAUCAACCGUGUUGAAAGUGUAUCUGUUAUCUGAUGAAAAAAGAAGUGUAUAUUGAGUGUAGUCGUGAGUUUGUUACCAGGCAAGAAUCAAAUUUUGAGAUGGAGUAUUUAUUAUGAAAGUUGGUUUCUUCUUCUUAUGGGCUGGGCAUCUAUAUUUAUCUCGGUAGUUUACGCUCACGAGCUUUUUCUAGCCCUUGAGCCGGGGUUGAGCCAAAAAAUGAUCUGGUAAUCAAAAUCUUUGCUGAAGAUAUUUCUUCUUUAAAGUUUCUCACAACCAUGGAAGAAUGGAUGCUGAAUGAUCUAUUGGAAUGUUCUGUAUGCCUAGAACGGCUAGACAUUUCCAGUAGGGUUCUGCCUUGCCAGCACACAUUUUGCAAGAAAUGUUUAGAAGAAAUCAUCACCACUCAAAAAGAAUUAAGAUGCCCAGAAUGCAGAGUUCUGGUUUCAACAAAGCUGGAAGACCUGCCACCCAAUGUUCUACUCAUGAGGAUUUUGGAGGGGAUGAAGAACGUUCCUAGAACAAAACAAGCUGGAGAUACUCAGACAACAGUUCAGACACAAGAAACUACUCACAAUGCCAACAUACCAGUUGCUUGUGUUCUUCCUCAGCAGCAGCAGCAACAACACCCCAAGAUUCAUCCAGAUGUUCAUGGAAAGAUAGAAUCCACACCAAAGAACACAGUGACACUGCAUCAGCCGUGUGCCAAAGCGCUGUAUGAUUACAUGCCCCAAGAACCUGGAGACCUGGGUUUCAAGAAAGGUGACAUAAUUAUUCUGAAAAAGAGAGUUGAUGCCAACUGGUAUCAUGGAGAGAAGAACGCAAGCCAAGGUUUCUUUCCUGCUUCUUAUGUCCAAGUCCUAACUCCAUUACCCAAUGCAACUGUACCCCAAUGUGUUGCCUUGUACGAUUUCAAAAUGAGUGCCGAAGACGAAAAAGAUUGUCUAACUUUCAACAAAGGAGCUGUAGUGACAGUCAUACGUCGAGUUGACGAAAACUGGGCAGAAGGAAGACUUACUGAACGGAUUGGCAUCUUUCCUAUUUCUUUUGUCGAAAUGAAUAGCGCUGCCAAAUUACUGAUGAAAAUAUCUACAAACUGUCAACCGGGUCCAUCUCGUUCAGCUCCGGCUUUACCCGUCACUACUGCCAAUAUUCAAAAUUCACUCAACAGUAUAACCAAUUCAUCAAUUUCGUCUUCGUCCACUACACCAGCGACCACAAGUUCUGAUUCGUCCCCUUCAAGCGUAACUAAUCGUGUUGUACCUCGUGAAAAGCGUUUCAGCCUCAAUGUCAACCAACAGACGCAUCAAACUCAGUACAACCGUCGAUCAGUGGAAAUAUCAACUCGCCAUCGAGGUUUGACGGUCAGCACAUCGGAAAGUGAACUUCAACCAUUGGUACCGGGUGUCAGUUCACCUCCUCCACCUGGCCCACCGUCAUUCAUGACUCCACCAGCUCUUUAUAUUGCACUGUAUCCAUACAAGCCACAGAAAGCUGACGAGUUGGAACUCAGGAAAGGCGCUUUGUAUACAGUCAGUGAAAAAUGCCAAGAUGGCUGGUUCAAAGGGUCCAGCGUUCGCACACAAAAGAUCGGGGUAUUCCCCGGUAACUAUGUUCAGGCUGUCCGGUCACAGCCACAUACUCAGGUUAAUCCUCCACCUCCGGCGCCAAUCGCUCCUCAGGUUACUACUCCCGUUCGAUCCACCAGCCAGCCAAGCACGAUCCAUCCGCCGCCCAAGCUCCCUCCGCGGGCUCUGAGUCCAGCUGCACAAAAUAUUGGCUCCGUCAUGAGUCCUGUUCUUUCGUCGCAAGGCUACAAACCUAUGUCGGCCAUGACCGGAAGUACGUCUAGCUCGGCAUCAGUUCCUGCAGCGGUCGUGGCACGAUUGGCCACUACUCCUGCUCCUGCCCCGGCAUUAUCUCCUCGGGCCACCACGCUAAUCAGCCCACCUCCCAAUGUAGCCAUAAGUGGAGGUGGAACAGAGCCGGUCGGCGCACCAAACCAGCCGGAAAAGAAAGACAAGGAAAAGUCAAGUGUCAGCUUGAUGAAACGACUAACAUGCCGGAAAAAAUCUUCACCUCCACUCCUGCAUCCGUACUCGAUCGACAACCCAGUUUUUGAAGAUGGUUUUCAAACGCACGUUGUCUCUAAAACAACUUGCCUUACUCCCACUCCAGCUCCCAUACACGUUAGGUCCGGCUCGUGCCCCAGCCAGCUGUUGCAAGUCGUCCCGGGUCCUGAACGUUUGGAACGAGAAGCGGAAACCAGAUCACAGGAAAAAGGAAGGCACUCGAUGGGAGGUUCGCAACGACUUCGCUCGAAUAAACACCGACCCAACAUCCUCCCCGCUUCGGGCAACGUGUCGGUGUUCUCUCGUUCCAUUUCGACAACGACCCCCGCCAGCGCCUCAAGUCACGAAGCGAUGGCUGCGGCUUCCGUUGCUGUUGUCGCCCCCCGAGACAAGAGGGUGAGAAGCCCCGCUUCGCCCGUCGUGAGUGAGAGAUUUCGUUGCAUCACGCCCUACCCACCCAACAGCGAGUACGAGCUGGAAUUGCGUAUCGGCGACAUUGUUUACGUGCACAAAAAGAGAGACGACGGCUGGUACAAGGGUACAUUGCAUCGCACAGGAAAAACAGGAUUGUUCCCUGCCUCAUUUGUUGAAAGUUGCUAAAAAAAAAUCCGAGCCGGAAACGAGUAUUUAAGUUUCUCGCGCCCUCCUUUAUUUCUCAAAAAUCUCCUUUUUUCCUAGAAACGCAGAGUAAAGAGUUUAGAAAUCACGUCCUUCUAUGAUGAACUCUUCUCGAAGAAGAAAACAACAGUGUGCAAUUUAGUGCCUUUAAAAAGAUUCAAUCUUCUCCUUCUCAAGUUGUUGUUUGUUCACUGUUAGAAGCUGAGACUUGUAUGUUGGAAGGAACCGGUAUGUUCACGCUUUCGUUCACAAUUUUUUCUCCCCGUAUAUAAUUGAUUAUGACGUUCAACUUGUUGCUGAAAGAUUUAAACACAAAAAAAACAAAAAAAAAACUGUAAACUUUUUCUCCUCAAUCUGAUUCGCUCUAUUGAUCUUCUCUCCCACGUUCUUCCCCUAGCUUUAGGGCGUUAUAUGUAUUUUCAGUUCAUUUUUUUUGUAUGUUCAAGGUAUACCUGCACACUUAAACUGUCCCUGCUUGAAUGCCUGGUUUUGACGUAUUUAUAUUCGUCUGUUGAUUCUCAUUCAAAUACACUUGAUUCCACU
This is a messenger RNA of Daphnia pulicaria, 3328 nucleotides long. RefSeq names its product E3 ubiquitin-protein ligase SH3RF1-like (gene POSH). Lineage: Eukaryota; Metazoa; Arthropoda; Branchiopoda; Diplostraca; Daphniidae. Gene Ontology annotation, biological process: positive regulation of JNK cascade; positive regulation of proteasomal ubiquitin-dependent protein catabolic process; protein ubiquitination. The transcript has 4 exons. Gene Ontology annotation, molecular function: ubiquitin protein ligase activity; protein binding. Bases 374 to 2767 code for a protein of 797 amino acids. The record is from RefSeq and is a predicted model, not a curated record.